Enterobius vermicularis (human pinworm) is the source of this 821-nucleotide messenger RNA. NCBI's taxonomy places the organism in Eukaryota, Metazoa, Nematoda, Chromadorea, Rhabditida, Oxyuridae. The record is from the annotation of a GenBank genome assembly.
AUGAUUGACAAUAAGACUGACCAGUCGUCCAUUUUCAAUUGUUCAUUGGAAGCAGAAAAGGAGAAAAUAGAUUACUUUGUAAAAUAUCUGUUUGCUCAGGCAAAAAUGUAUUUUUUGGAAGAGAAGUGGAUAGGCGAGAAGAGAAGCAUAUUUGGUGAAGUCACUAAUGAAUCAGCAUUAGAAAACCAUGACCAGAUUCACCUCUUUUUAUCUAGUUCUCGUCGCACCAUUUCUGAUUCAACUGCAUUUCUACAGCGUGUCUGCACAAGAUGCUUUAUACUUACUUCGGGAGGACAAUUCUACAGGUGUAACAAUUGCUUUUGGAAACCUGCACUUUUAAAUUCCUACAGUUGUAAAAUACAAGAGCAGUUACCUUGUUUACAGCAAACUGCAACGCAUCGAGCUGUGCUUAUGGUCAUUUUAUCUUCUACUGGUAAUUGUUCGUUACUGGAGCAUCUGGGAUUCACCAUUGCUAGCGGGAUGAUGUAUAACAGCACCACCUCUGAUUUUCAACCAUUUAGUGAUAGCUGCUGCAGAAAUGAAACAGAAUUUUUGGAAACUAGCACGAGCAUAAUCACAAGCACAGAAACAGUAACAACAGAAUCAACAAUCACAGUACCAACAGUAACAACGACAACAGCAUCAACUGUAAGCGAAUGUGUCGACCUGAGUGUUGCAAAUCGUGUAUCUGAUUGUUUUGCACUGUCUUACCUAUGCAACAACGCAGUCUACUACUCACUAAUGACGCAGCAAUGUCCCUGUACCUGUGGUCGUUGUGUCUGUACUUCAUGUAAGUUUAUUUUUCGUAUUUGUAGGUAAAU